AUGCAGGAGACCGAUGAUCCCGAACUGUUUGCUAAAAUCUUCAGAGAAAAGUUAGUCCAUCAGUUUGGGGAUAUUCCAGAGGUUGAUAUUGUCGUUGCGGGAGAGACAAAAGGAAUGUUCGGAGGCUUUAGACUCCCUGAUGAUGCAGAUGAAUACCUCGCCUAUUACGAGGCACUCUAUGUGCUCUUUCCGAAUGCGUCGGUUCUGCGCAAUCUUGAAAGCGCCCGAGAAGAUGUCCGAAAGGCAAAAGCAGAAGGAUAG
Molecule: messenger RNA, 261 nt
Organism: Geodia barretti
Lineage: Eukaryota; Metazoa; Porifera; Demospongiae; Tetractinellida; Geodiidae
Source: the annotation of a GenBank genome assembly